Aspergillus alliaceus is the source of this 1070-nucleotide messenger RNA. RefSeq lists its product as uncharacterized. The transcript has a single exon. The record is from RefSeq and is a predicted model, not a curated record. Bases 417 to 827 code for a protein of 136 amino acids. Lineage: Eukaryota; Fungi; Ascomycota; Eurotiomycetes; Eurotiales; Aspergillaceae.
AAAAAAAAAAAAAAAAAAAAAAAAACAGAAGUAUGCCCGGUCGAUCGCUUUCUAUCACAGGAUCGAGGCAAGCAAAAGGAUUAAAAGCGAUAUUGCAAUAGACGAAGGGAGUGGACGCUCUCUGCGAGAGAUGUUCUAUCAAACGAAGGACACGGUCAGUGUGAAAGAGAGACAAAGACCCGAGAAAAGAAUGCUACUAAAAACAGAACGAAAGACAGACUGGCGGAUGUUCUAUGACAUGGAGACGCUGGCCAGAGGAAGAGACUAACCUUUUGACAUGAAGAGGGGCGGCUGGACAUUGAUAUAUACCAAGAAUUUUUUUUCUCUUUCGAAGGAGAGAGGUUUCGCCAGCUGGACGAAGUAACGGUUUUGCCCGUGCAAAAUGCAGGCUUAACCCGAUCGGCACAUUCUAUGGCAUGAAGCCUACAGUGACAGCCUUAUGUUCCUUUCGUACCGCGUUAUGUGACACAUUCCUUUGGCAGGUUGUCCCCUCGCAGCAAGAAAAGCGGGUAUCUCUCAGGGUCAGGGUGACCUGGCCGAAUGAGAUGGCGUGGAUGGCGUUUCUUUUUCUUUUUCCCUUUUUCUUUUUAUGGGGCGAUAGGCCCCCCUUCUUGCCUCAUUUAACCGUUUGGAAUACUGUAACAUGCAUGCAAGAAAUGUUGGCGCAACACUUGUCUAAGGCGACAAUUCUAGACUAUGGACGGGACGGCACAUACGCGCCCAUACAUGCAUUGCAUCGCAAGGCGUCCAGAGAUCUAACACAAGUCUCCUAUCUGGCAUAUGCACUGGUUGGCAGGCCACGUCAGAUUUACUCCAGCAACCUGUAACUACGGGCAGCGCCUAAUCUGUACGAUGUCUUUUUUUUCUUUUUUUCCCUUCUUUUAUGGUUUCCAUGCAUGUUUCCCUUGAGUUGGCUGGCGUUCAGGGUCCAGAUUUAGGGACGUCUCGGGAGGCGGCAGUGCACAAAACAAUCUCUUGGGGCGCGUAAUCGCUGACUUUCCCUUCAACAUUCCAUAGGAGAAGUCUAUCCAAUCAAUAAUUCCAUAGUAGCGCUGAUAUAUUAAAGACAA